Messenger RNA from Pseudo-nitzschia multistriata, 1397 nucleotides. The record is from the annotation of a GenBank genome assembly. Lineage: Eukaryota; Bacillariophyta; Bacillariophyceae; Bacillariales; Bacillariaceae.
UAUUUUGAAAUGAUGUAAAAAAAUGUUGAGAUCAAUUCAUCCGAUACAGCAGCAACCACAUGUCUUGCACAAAAUAAUAAUCAUACAAGAGGAAAGACUCAGACGCUGCAACGUGAAUCAUCCUGCUACACAAGUCUCAUAGUCUCCAUCAACAAAACUACUGCAUUGACUGACCCUUGAUAUUUUUUUUUUGAAGCAAGGGCGAGAACAAGACCUGUUGCAACAGGAUUCAAAUCUCAACUUCAAUACACAACUAUAUUCGAUCGUAAUUUUAGGAAAAGACAUUCGCAGCGCAAUAAUAUAAUAUAGCAGUGGCCCGUGCUGGAAACCAUGGCGAUUUCUACUGAACUAAAAAGCGACGUCAAAAUCACGGGAAAGGCUCCUUACAAGAAACGGUUGGAGGGGAUCAAUGCAAGCCCUGCAUUAUACGAUUUAUGGAAAAGUGCAUAUUCAACACACGUAACAACGAAAAAGGAUUCCUCUGUUGAAGAUUCGUUCCGAGCGUCUGCCACUCCCAGCACGAAAACCGAAGCAAUCGAUGUUCUUAGAAAUGCCGGUGACCCUAGCAAGAUCAAACGAAAGAAAAACAAGCCGGCAGUCGUGCCCAUUCGGGUUCUUCAAUCCAUCAGAUUGCUGUUGCCUCUGGCGGGUGAAGAAUCUUCGUCGCUGGACAGCGCCCUUUCGUCGUCCGCAUCGCUACAACUGGCUUUCACGCCCCCUCCCCCUGCACCAGAGCUGACCGAGGAGCGCAAGAAAUACCUCGCAAGGAUGGAGAAACUCCGUCUGAAGGCGGAGGAGACCAAAUACACCCGGAUCACCACCAACAUCAAAGACCAGCGCCAGGACGACGACAAAACGGCCAAAUCCAUGACCUACGCAGCGUCCGUCGGGAUCAAUAUGAUUGUGGCACCCAUAUCCUUUGGAGCAUUUAUCUACUUCUUCUCUGGUGGUGUCUUCGAUUACUUGUUCCCCAGGGAAGAAGGCGACGACGAGUUCGAUAAAAACCCUACAGGAGUCGACAUCAAGCGGGUCAUCUUGGCCGUUAUUUCGGGAGUGGGCAUGAUGAUUAUCGAAAUGGUCCUCUUUGUGAUAAGAUCCCACGAGUUCGAAACGCAUACAACCAAAAAGAAGAAGAAGCGGGGAGUCCAGCCGUUUGGGUCCUAUUCCGCAAACAGCGCCAUGACCUACACGGACGGCAACCUCGAUCGAAAAAUUAACAAGACAAUUGAUCGAGAGGAUCCCGCAGUGAAGAAAAACAAGUGAUGACCAUCGAUUGUUUGCAGUAUGCGACGUGUCGAAAGAGAGCUCGAAAGUCUAUCGUAAACUAACGAUAUUAGUCACGACUAGUUAGAUAAGGUGAUGAAAAAAUAUUAUUAGAAUAAAAUUCUAAUUGAAUC